Octopus bimaculoides (California two-spot octopus) is the source of this 955-nucleotide messenger RNA. RefSeq lists its product as uncharacterized. NCBI's taxonomy places the organism in Eukaryota, Metazoa, Mollusca, Cephalopoda, Octopoda, Octopodidae. The record is from RefSeq and is a predicted model, not a curated record. Gene Ontology annotation, cellular component: membrane.
GGAAGUAUCUCACACGUCACUGGUAUAAGUUUACUGCUAAGUACAUGUUCAAUAGGUAUACUGUGACGGAUAACGCAAGCAGUUUUACUAACUUUCCUGGAUCUUACCAUUUUAUUUUCUUCCUCUAAACUGCAGCUACUGAUUAAAAAUGGAAAUUUAUUCAAUCAGAAGAGAAGUAAACUUAUUCGUUGUGGAAUCGGCAUCCCCUCCACCACCGCCUCCUGUGCAACAGCUGUCAGAGCUUCAAGCAGUUAUUAUACUAGACCCAGUCCCGAAUAUCAUGUGUCCGGCAAUUUUGGCCACCAUUUGCUGCUUUUUACCAACAGGCAUCGCUGCUAUUAUAUACAGCAGCAGAGCAAAUGCAUUGGCCGAAAAUGGAGGGAGAGAAGACGCGCUGGAGGCUAACGCUAAAGCAAAAAGGUUCAUCAAAAUAUCAAUUUUUCUUGGUAUUGUUAUUUUCCUUAUUGUGAUAAUAGUAGGAACUACGUCAUAAAAAGAGAACAAAUAAUAACUUGCCACUAAACAUUUUGUCCGGUGAACUAACGAUUCUGCCAUCUUACGCAAUGAUUGUUAUGAUGAUUAUUAAGGAAAACUGCAUUCAAUUAUUAACCACAAAUGUUGAGGAACAAUUCUCAUUGCUUUUAUUCAAAAAUAUUUGGAUCACUAAUAUUUCUUCUGAUCAUGUCAAAGAACAGGAAGUAGAAUUCACAACAAACAUACAAAUUAUUGCAUUUUAAUUUCAUUUGCAAUUUGUAUAUUGAAAUUUCGCGUAUGCUAUUUGUUUUUAAAACAUCUGAAAGUAGUUCCUCUCAUAAAGAUGAUUUUGUAUUUCAACUAAUUCAUUUUUUAACAAAAUAAUGACUGUUUAAUAUUUGUAAACACAACAAUAAAUUAACUUCUAUAUUAUAUGUAAUUAACAUUCAAUGAAAUAAAACAUUAUUUUCUUUACCAAAAA